This is a messenger RNA of Aspergillus pseudonomiae, 473 nucleotides long. RefSeq lists its product as uncharacterized. Lineage: Eukaryota; Fungi; Ascomycota; Eurotiomycetes; Eurotiales; Aspergillaceae. The transcript has 3 exons. The record is from RefSeq and is a predicted model, not a curated record. The coding region runs from base 50 to 460 and encodes 136 amino acids.
CUACCUCCGCUUCUACCACGAACCCUUCCACGGAACGGCCAGAACCAACAUGAUGAUCCCUACGUUCCUUACUGUUCUUUCAGCCUUCCUUGCUAGCACAUCAGCUGCAGCAGUCGAGCGUCGCGAUCGCACAUGUACUGUUGAAUUAUCCGAGCAGCGCGGUCAGAACGCUGUCGGUGGUGGUGAUAAUUCACUGACCUGCGGUGUUAGCCUCGACUAUGGCGACGGCCGACAGGAUAUCCUUAGUGAAGCAUGCAACCAGAUCUGGCAUGCUGGUGAUCACUGCUUUAGCUCGCAGCUGCCAUACUCGAUCUGUAUCCACACCAACGGUGACAAGGAUGGCUACCUGAACUACAGCAAUGAACACCGGGACUUUAACGAGGAUGGCUGUUCACAAGACAGCUCAGCAAGUAUUGGUGGUGACGCUCAUACUAUCACUUGCACCUUCCCGUGCACAUAGAGAAGCACCAUAG